AUGACUCCCAAUACGGCAUCGUCUAGCGCCGCAGCUAACGGAUCCGCAGAUUCGUCCGGCGCCCGGAGAAAUUCCAAGCGACCCAAGUAUUCAAAAUUUACACAGCAGGAGCUUCCAGCUUGCAAGCCAAUUCUUACACCUGGUUGGGUGAUUUUGACAUUCUUGGUCAUUAGUGUUAUCUUCAUCCCACUAGGAGUUGUUUCUCUUUUCGCUUCCCAGGACGUUGUUGAGAUAGUUGAUCGAUAUGAUAAUGCCUGCAUACCGGAGCUUGAUAGGGCUAACAAAGUUGCAUACAUUCAAGGAGCUGCAGAUAAAUCUUGUACCCGGACAAUAAUUGUUCCUAAGCGUAUGAAGCAGCCUAUCUACGUCUAUUACCAGCUUGAGAACUUCUACCAGAAUCACCGCAGGUAUGUGAAAAGCCGAAGUGAUGCGCAGUUGAGAAAUGUGGGAGAUGAGCGUCAAAUAGGCGCAUGCAAGCCUGAGGAUGAUGUUGGUGGGCAGCCGAUUGUGCCGUGUGGUCUAAUAGCUUGGAGUCUCUUUAAUGACACAUACGCUCUGUCAAGAAACAACCAGACUCUAGUUGUAAACAAGACAGGAAUUGCGUGGAAGAGUGACAGGGAAAACAAGUUUGGGAAGAAUGUAUUCCCCAAGAACUUUCAGACUGGUAAUCUCACCGGUGGUGCCAAGCUAGAUCCAAAUAAAUCGCUGAGUGAGCAAGAGGAUCUUAUUGUGUGGAUGAGGACUGCAGCUUUGCCAACAUUUAGGAAACUGUAUGGGAAGAUAGAGCGUGACCUGGAGCAGGGUGAUACCAUAACCGUGAACCUGAAGAACAACUACAACACGUACAGUUUCAGUGGGAAGAAGAAGCUUGUUCUGUCAACAACUAGUUGGCUCGGUGGGAAGAACGAGUUCCUCGGCAUUGCUUACCUCACAAUUGGAGGAAUCUGUUUCUUCUUGGCACUUGCAUUUACUAUCAUGUAUCUUGUGAAACCUAGGCGACUUGGAGAUCCUACUUACUUGUCUUGGAACAGAAUUCCCGGAGGAGGUCGGUAA
Molecule: messenger RNA, 1053 nt
Organism: Microthlaspi erraticum
Lineage: Eukaryota; Viridiplantae; Streptophyta; Magnoliopsida; Brassicales; Brassicaceae
Source: the annotation of a GenBank genome assembly